This is a messenger RNA of Cylicostephanus goldi, 676 nucleotides long. NCBI's taxonomy places the organism in Eukaryota, Metazoa, Nematoda, Chromadorea, Rhabditida, Strongylidae. The record is from the annotation of a GenBank genome assembly.
UCACAAAUGUUUCAUGGAUUCUGCUUUAUAGGUUCAAAAUAGGAUUAGAUUUCUCGAGAAGCAGUUGGCUGACAAGAAAGCAAAGGAGCAGAAACUCGCCGAAGAGGAGGAGAACUUGCCAAAGUUGUUACACCAAGCAAAGAAUACCCAAGCUGAGCUCAGAGCAAAAUGCGAAGAACUGGAAGAAUUCAUAAAGAACACGAGGCAGCGAAGGGAAGAUUUUAAUCAAGAUGAACUGAAGUUCCUGAGAGAACAGAAGCAAUGUAUCGAAGAACUAAACGAAAAGGAAGCAACUCUCAAGGGACUGAGGAACGAAGUAGAGAAGCUGAAAAGACAAGUCGAAGCGUUAUCUCUGCACCAAACGCAGGAGUUCGAUGUUAUGCCUAAACAAAAAAAGACUGCCGAAGACGAUCCUAUGGACUCUUUCGAGAACUUGUCAUUGAUAGAGCAGCCGCCCGAAAAGAAAGACAAAAAGGCUAAGAAGAAGGGGACCGACGAAGAGGAGGAGUACUUGGAAUCAGCGGAUGGAACGGUGCCAAAAUUGACGAAAGAAGAAGUUGCGGGACUAAAUCGAGAAGACAUAAAGUUCAAACUGACUAACAUCGAACAAAAGCAGCUGUCAUCCCGAACAGAUAUCAAUAUGCAUAUAAUACAAGAUUAUAAAGCGAAGGUAUGA